UGGCCUGCCUACUUUGGCGAACCUCCUGGAUCCUCCUGACUACAGACACAGUUUCGGUGCGCAGCUGAGUUUUGCACAAACUCCGUCUCUUCCCUCCAAACUAGACCGUGUGACUGCGCGCAGCAGGAAUGGCUCAACCCAGCGGGAUCCUGAUUAAAGGAGGCAGAGUUGUGAACGAGGACUGCUCCGAGAUCAGCGACGUGUACAUAGAGAAUGGGAAGAUAGUUGAAGUUGGACGGAACCUUCAGAUCCCAGCGGGGGUCCGGGUCAUCGAUGCCACCGGUAAACUGGUGAUUCCGGGCGGCAUCGACACGCACACGCACAUGGAGCUGGCGUUCAUGGGCACCACGGCGGUGGAUGACUUCCACAUCGGAACCAAGGCUGCUGUAGCAGGAGGGACCACCAUGAUCCUGGACUUUGUUAUCCCCCAAAAUGGAAAGUCUCUCCUGGAGGCCUACGACCGCUGGCGUAAGAUAGCUGAUAGCAAAGUUUGCUGUGACUACUCACUGCAUGUCGCUGUCACGUGGUGGAGUGACAAGGUCAAGGAGGAGAUGGAGACUCUGACCAAGGAGAAAGGAAUAAAUUCCUUCAAGAUGUUUAUGGCCUAUAAAGAUGUGUUCAUGCUGCAGGAUGAUCAGCUAUAUGCUGCCUUCGCCCAGUGUAAGGAGGUUGGAGCUAUAGCUCAGGUGCAUGCUGAGAAUGGAGAUUUGAUUGCAGAGGGGGCCAAGAAGAUGCUGUCUAUGGGCAUCACGGGGCCCGAGGGCCAUGAACUGUGUCGACCAGAGGAGGUGGAGGCCGAGGCCACCCAACGAGCCAUCACCAUCGCCCACGCUGUCAACUGCCCGCUCUACGUGGUCCAUGUCAUGAGUAAAUCUGCCGCCAAGGUGGUGUCUGACGCACGCAGGGAUGGCCGUGUGGUGUUUGGGGAGCCAAUUGCAGCUGGAUUGGGCACCGAUGGUACCCACUACUGGAACAAAGACUGGGCUCAUGCUGCUGCCUUUGUCAUGGGUCCUCCUCUUAGACCUGAUCCCAGCACCCCUGGGUACCUCAUGGACCUACUGGCCAAUGAUGAUCUAAGUGUGACAGGGACGGACAACUGCACCUUCUCUGUGUGCCAGAAAGCUGUGGGCAAAGACAACUUCACCAAGAUCCCAAACGGAGUGAAUGGUGUGGAGGACAGGAUGUCUGUGAUCUGGGAGAAAGGAGUGCACAGCGGCAAAAUGGACGAGAAUCGAUUUGUGGCUGUCACCAGCAGCAACGCAGCAAAAAUCUUCAACUUCUACCCGCAGAAAGGCCGUAUCGCCAAGAACUCGGAUGCUGAUGUGGUUAUAUGGGACCCCAAGAUGACAAGGAAAAUAUCAGCCAAGACCCACCACCAGGCUGUGGACUACAACAUCUUCGAGGGCAUGGAGUGCCACGGUGUCCCAGUCAUCACCAUAUCCAGAGGCAAAGUGGUCUAUGAAGACGGUCAGCUGAAUGUGUCCCCAGGCCACGGCAGAUUCAUCCACAGAAAACCCUUCUCUGAGUUUGUUUACAAAAGAAUCAAGCAACGGGAUCAGGUGGGAAAACCUACAGCUGUGAUCAGAAAACCCUAUGAAGGCAAAGUCAUUUCUGUAUGAACAACUGGCUGAGAACAUAAAAGGCAUUUUGAAUCUCCA
Molecule: messenger RNA, 1658 nt
Organism: Amphiprion ocellaris (clown anemonefish)
Lineage: Eukaryota; Metazoa; Chordata; Actinopteri; Pomacentridae
Gene: dpys
Product: dihydropyrimidinase
Exons: 9
Coding region: 129-1619 (496 amino acids)
Biological process (GO): pyrimidine nucleobase catabolic process
Cellular component (GO): cytoplasm; cytosol
Molecular function (GO): dihydropyrimidinase activity
Source: RefSeq, a predicted model, not a curated record